Messenger RNA from Musa acuminata subsp. malaccensis (wild Malaysian banana), 1595 nucleotides. RefSeq lists its product as uncharacterized. Gene Ontology annotation, molecular function: antiporter activity; nucleotide-sugar transmembrane transporter activity. Gene Ontology annotation, cellular component: Golgi apparatus. The record is from RefSeq and is a predicted model, not a curated record. Lineage: Eukaryota; Viridiplantae; Streptophyta; Magnoliopsida; Zingiberales; Musaceae.
CCCAAGCGGUGUUCGCCCCUCUUUUCCCUCUUCUUCGUCCCCUGUUCUUUGGGGUCUCAUCUGCGCUUCCCACGGCGGGCGACAAGUUUGCUGCGAAUUGAGGCUGUGGGUUGGGGUUUGGUGUUAGUGCUUGGUGGGAUGCUGUGCAGUAGGAUGGUGAUGAACUUUAUCCUGCGGAAAGAUGUCAGGGGAUUCCACAAGGGCAAAGAUGGCGACCCCGGAGACCGAGGUAGAGCAUUCGAGGAUAUUGAAGCUUCUCUCAGUGAACUGCACUCGUUUGAGGGUGCGAGGCGUUUGCAGCAACGUGUUUGUGGCCCGACAGUUGCUUUAAGUUUCAAUUUCUUGGUUUCUGUUGGCAUUAUCAUGAUGAACAAAUUGGUGCUUGGGAAAGUAGGGUUUAACUACCCCAUCUUUCUCACCUUUAUCCAUUACUCUUUGAGCUGGUUAUUAAUGGCUAUCUUGAAGGCAUUCUUCCUCCUUCCAGCCUCACCUCCUUCCAAGUCAACUCCAUUCUCUUCCCUGUUGGCUCUUGGCAUUGUGAUGUCCCUUUCUAGUGGCCUUGCUAAUGUCAGCUUGAAAUGCAACAGUGUGGGAUUCUAUCAGAUGGCUAAAAUUGCAGUGACACCAACAAUUGUUCUAGCUGAAUUCAUGUUCUUCAGAAAGACAGUCUCCUAUCAGAAGGUGCUGGCUUUAACUAUAGUGUCUGCUGGUGUUGCUAUUGCAACAGUUACAGACCUUGAAUUCAACUUAUUUGGUGCUUGCAUAGCGUUAGCAUGGAUAAUACCUAGUGCUGUUAAUAAGAUUCUAUGGUCAAAUCUACAGCAGCAGCAUAAUUGGACUGCCCUGGCAUUAAUGUGGAAGACCACACCAGUCACACUCUUCUUUCUGGUUGGAUUGAUGCCUUGGCUUGACCCACCAGGUGCUCUUUCGUUUCGAUGGAAUUCGACCAAUUCGUCUGCUAUUUUCAUGUCAGCUGUCCUUGGAUUCCUGCUUCAGUGGUCUGGUGCUUUGGCUCUUGGGGCAACAUCUGCAACUUCCCAUGUCGUUCUUGGACAGUUCAAAACUUGUGUCAUCCUUCUCGGAGGAUUCCUUCUUUUUGAUUCUAAUCCAGGAAUCUCUAGCAUCUGUGGAGCUGUCACAGCUCUGGGAGGGAUGUCAUUGUACACAUACCUCAACCUAUCGACCUCUCAUAAACAAGGAGCCAAGCCAGCAAAAUGAGCAUUUCCUCCAGCAAAAUUUGGACUUAGCAAGGGAAGUAUCAAUUUCCACGGUGGAGAUAGUACCAGUGAAGCAGUCUAAGAAGCUGACGACUCAUUUUCAACAUUUGGAGUCUCUGAUUGGGGAUAAUAUAGAGUAAAAAAGAUUGAGCAUAUCAAGUGAGCAGGUCAUACUCAUUAGGAAUCAUCAACUUUUAGUCUCAGAAUACUUUUGUGCACCUGUAUAGAUUUUCUUCAAUAACUCAGGAGAUACUAAACAUGAUAUAGUAAAGAUGCAAAUGUAAUCCAUUUCAUUUACUCUGUUCCCUAUUUUUCAACAGAUGUACAUAUAACAGGAAAACUCUUAUCUUUAUAUAUUAGUUGAGACUCUUAGAAUUU